GCGCAAUCGGAAUUGGAAAGUGGAACGUGGAAAGAGCUCUCUGUUUCUUUUCGGCCCCGACGACUACGACCGACUAGCUAAGCCGCCGCCCACCCGGCCCUAUAUAAUGAAGGUACUCGUCACCGGCGCCUCUGGUUACCUCGGCGGCCGGCUCUGCCACGUCCUUCUGCGACGAGGCCACUCCGUCCGCGCCUUGGUCCGUCGCACCAGCGACCUUUCCUCCCUCCCCGAUCCCGCCGGUGUUGACUUCGAAUUCGCCUACGGUGAUGUCACUGAUUACCGCUCGCUCGUUGACGCCUUCAGCGGCUGUACCGUCAUCUUCCACGCCGCCGCCGUCGUUGAGCCGUGGCUCCCGGAUCCGUCCAAGUUCUUCUCGGUCAACGUAGAAGGAUUGAAGAAUGUGCUGCGAGUUGCCGGAGAAACAGAAUCGGUGCAGAGGAUCAUCUACACGUCGUCGUUCUUCGCUCUCGGGCCGACCGACGGUCAUACAGCGGAUGAGAACCAGCGCCAUCCCGAGGAAUUCUUCUGCACCGAGUAUGAGAGAUCGAAAGCCGCCGCGGAUAAGGUUGCUUUGAAGGCUGCUUCCGACGGUGUCCCGAUUGUCUUGUGCUAUCCCGGUGUGGUGUAUGGCCCCGGAAAGCUCACUACGGGCAAUGUCGUGGCUAGAUUGCUUAUUGAGCGCUUCCAGGGGCGUUUACCUGGAUACAUAGGUUCUGGGCAAGAUAGAUGUUCUUUCAGUCACGUUGAUGAUGUAGUGCAAGGUCACAUAGCAGCAAUGGAGAAAGGCCAGCUUGGCGAAAGAUACUUGCUAACGGGAGAAAAUGCAUCGUUCAAGCAAGUUUUCGAUAUGGCUGCAGUCAUCACAGGAACAAGCAAGCCAAAGAUAAACAUUCCUCUAUGGGCCAUCGAAGUCUAUGGAUGGGUGUCGGUUCUGGUCUCUCGGAUCACAGGAAAGCUGCCUCUAAUCAGCCCCCCGACUGUGCGUGUUCUGAGACACCAAUGGGCAUAUUCCUGUGAAAAGGCAAGAAACGAUCUGGGUUACAAUCCUCGAAGCUUGAAGGACGGAUUACUGGAGGUGCUUCCCUGGCUGAAGAGCUUGGGGGUGAUUAAGUACUGACUGUUAUUAAACUCCCAUAGAAGUGAAAUCCUGAGCUCGGGUAAAUGAUCUCCCGCUAAAAUAAGCUGAAUAGAACUAAUGCAUUCAGAUUAUAAAAAAUGCAGUUGAUGUCUAACCACUUUUACGUAAACAGAAUAAAUAUGUUGGUUAAAAUGUAUUUUUAGUUAUAUGUGGAUGAAAUUAUAUAAAAACUUCAGGU
Linum tenue is the source of this 1316-nucleotide messenger RNA. Lineage: Eukaryota; Viridiplantae; Streptophyta; Magnoliopsida; Malpighiales; Linaceae. The record is from the annotation of a GenBank genome assembly.